GGCUCUUGGAUAGCGAGUGGGGGCUUCGGGGGCGGCGGGGAGGGGCGGGAGGAUGAGCUCCGCCGGCGCCGAGAGCGGGGGGAAGAGCCUGCAGCACCGAGUGGACCACCUGCUGAGCGCCGUGGAGAGCGAGCUGCAAGCGGGCAGCGAGAAGGGCGACCCCACGGAGCGCGAGCUGCGCGUGGGCCUGGAGGAGAGCGAGCUGUGGCUGCGCUUCAAGGAGCUCACCAAUGAGAUGAUUGUCACCAAGAACGGCAGGAGGAUGUUCCCCGUGCUGAAGGUGAACGUGUCUGGCCUGGACCCCAACGCCAUGUACUCCUUCCUGCUGGACUUUGUGGCUGCUGACAACCACCGCUGGAAGUACGUGAACGGCGAGUGGGUGCCAGGGGGCAAGCCCGAGCCUCAGGCGCCCAGCUGCGUCUACAUCCACCCCGACUCGCCCAACUUCGGGGCGCACUGGAUGAAGGCGCCGGUCUCCUUCAGCAAAGUCAAGCUCACCAACAAGCUCAACGGAGGAGGCCAGAUCAUGUUGAAUUCCUUACACAAGUAUGAGCCCCGAAUCCACAUAGUGAGAGUUGGGGGUCCGCAGCGCAUGAUCACCAGCCACUGCUUCCCGGAGACGCAGUUCAUAGCUGUGACGGCUUACCAGAACGAGGAGAUCACAGCUCUUAAAAUUAAAUACAAUCCAUUUGCAAAAGCUUUCCUUGAUGCAAAGGAAAGAAGUGAUCACAAAGAUAUGAUGGAAGAACCCGGAGACAGCCAGCAAUCUGGGUACUCCCAAUCAGGGGGGUGGCUGAUUCCUGGAACCAGCACCCUGUGUCCACCUGCCACCUCCCACCCUCAGUUCGGAGGCCCCCUCUCACUUCCCUCCACGCACGGCUGUGAAACAUACCCGGCCCUGAGAAGCCACCGUCCAUCCCCCUACCCCAGCCCUUACGCACAUCGGAACAAUUCUCCAACCUAUUCGGACAACUCAUCUGCAUGUCUAUCCAUGCUCCAGUCCCAUGACAACUGGUCCAGCCUUGGAGUGCCUGCCCACACCAGCAUGCUCCCCAUGAGUCCGAACGCCGGUCCUCCUACGGGCUCCAGUCAGCACCCCAGCCUGUGGUCCGUGAGCAGCAGCACCGUCCCCCCCGGCGCCCAGACAGCAGGGAUGUCCAGCGGGCUGGGAGCCCAGUUCUUCCGAGGCCCUGCUGCCCGCUCUGCGCCCCUCGCGCACCCAGUCCCCGCUUCCUCCUCCGCGGGGUCCCCACUGUAUGAAGGGGCCGCCACGGCUGCAGACAUUGCCGACAGCCAGUAUGACGCCUCGGCCCACGCCCGCCUCCUAGCCUCGUGGACCCCAGUGUCGCCUCCGUCCAUGUGAACGAGGGCCCUGGGUCUUAAAAGACACAAUGACUUCUUUGUUGUGGCAGCAAGUGUUGAUUUGAUGGGCCAUCUCUGGGGCAAGGGGAGGAAAUUAGCCUCACUGUAAGGACGAGGAGGAACUCAAGUCUUGCUAUUUAUCAAGCGUCCCCCCCCCCCGACCUUUGCCCAUCUUUGGUGGUGGCAGUGCCGUCCCGGGUCCUUUAUGUGCUGCAGAUGAAUUCGAGUAUGGAGGCCAUGCAGUUGGCCUAUUUUACCAUGAUUCACAGUAAAAAUUACUUGCUCACGUCCAGAAAUUUUGUUUCU
Molecule: messenger RNA, 1668 nt
Organism: Camelus dromedarius (Arabian camel)
Lineage: Eukaryota; Metazoa; Chordata; Mammalia; Artiodactyla; Camelidae
Gene: TBXT
Product: T-box transcription factor T
Exons: 8
Coding region: 53-1363 (436 amino acids)
Biological process (GO): somitogenesis; heart morphogenesis; positive regulation of DNA-templated transcription
Cellular component (GO): nucleus
Molecular function (GO): DNA-binding transcription factor activity, RNA polymerase II-specific; RNA polymerase II cis-regulatory region sequence-specific DNA binding
Source: RefSeq, a predicted model, not a curated record